AGCCCAGUUUUGCCCCAGUUGACGUAGUCCUUGUAGCUUCUAAUUGGGAACGGGAAGUGCAAGGUUGAGUGAAGUUUGACCAAAUCGGAAACCAUGGAGGCAGUGGCGGAGGGACUAUGGGGUCUGGCUGAUUACCAUGAAAACCGAUCAGAAAUUGGAAAGGCGGUGAAAUGCCUUGAAGCCAUUUGCCAAAGUCACGUUUCAUUCUUACCCAUAAUUGAGGUGAAGACCCGUCUUCGUAUAGCCACUCUUCUUCUUAAACACACCCACAACGUCAAUCACGCUAAAUCACAUCUUGAACGUUCCCAAUUGCUUCUUAAAUCAAUCCCAUCUUGCUUUGAAUUGAAGUGUAGAACUUUCAGUUUGCUCAGUCAAUGUUAUCAUCUUGUUGGCGCCAUCGCUCCUCAAAAGCACAUUUUGUUCAAGGCUCUUGACCUUACUUCUUCUGCUCCACAUGAGCUUGCAGUGAAGUUGUGGUCUUGUAAUUUCAAUUCUCAGCUUGCGAAUGCUUUGAUUAUUGAAGGAGACUUUCAGACUUCCAUGUCUGCACUACAAUCUGGUUUUGUUUGUGCAACUGAAAUUGCGUAUCCCGAUUUACAGAUGUUUUUUGCAACUUCAAUUCUACACGUGCACCUUAUGCAAUGGGAUGAUGAUAUUUCAGUUCAGAUAGCUAUGAAAAAGUGUGAUGAGGUUUGGAAAUCUAUUGAUCCAAAUAGAAGAGGACAAUGCCUUGGUUUGCUCUUUUACAAUGAGCUGCUGCACAUAUUCUAUCGGCUUCGCAUCUGUGAUUACAAGAAUGCUUCACAACAUGUCGACAAAUUGGAUACAGCUAUGAAGGCUGAUUUGCAGAAAGUGCGAGAAGUUGAGCAGCUGGUGAGUGAACUUGAUGCCUUGAAUCAAAGUCUUUCCCGCCCUGACUUACCAUCCGGGGAAAGGUCAGCUCUUUCUGGAAGACAAGCACAGCUUCAACGGCGGCUUAGAAGUGUGACAGAAUCAAGCUUUGUAACUGGCAAAGACACGCUUGAACCUGCUUUUUUUGGAAAUGCAAGACGGGCGUGGGGAGAUAAGCUCAUGCUUGCACCAGCUCCAAUUGAUGGGGAAUGGCUACCAAAAAGUGCUGUUUAUGCAUUGGUUGACCUGAUGGUGGUCAUACUUGGGCGUCCAAAAGGACUUUUUAAGGAAUGUGCAAAGCGGAUUCAAUCUGGAAUGCAUACUAUCCUAGAUGCCCUAGUGAAACUUGGAAUAACUGAUGGUGUGAGAGAAGUGGAUUUGCAACAUUCAGCCAUCUGGAUGGCUGGUGUGUAUUUAAUGCUACUAAUGCAGUUCCUUGAAAACAAAGUGGCUGUGGAACUCACUCGGUCUGAAUUUGUUGAAGCACAGGAGGCACUGAUUCAAAUGAAGAAUUGGUUCAUUAGGUUUCCAACCAUUUUACAGGCUUGUGAGAGCAUCAUUGAGAUGCUCAGGGGACAGUAUGCUCAUUCUGUUGGCUGUUAUAGUGAAGCAGCUUUUCAUUAUGUUGAAGCAGCAAAGCUAACAGAGAGCAAAUCGAUGCAAGCUAUGUGCCACGCUUAUGCAGCUGUCUCUUACUUCUGCAUUGGAGAUGCUGAAUCAUCUUCGCAGGCAAUCGAUUUGAUUGGACCAGAUUACCAAAUGAAGGAUUCUUUUAUCGGAGUUCGAGAGGAAGCAAGUCGCCAUUUUGCUUAUGGCCUUCUAUUAAUGAGGCAACAAAAUUUCCAAGAAGCAAGAAAUCUCCUAGCCAAAGGUUUGCAGAUUGCUCAUAAUCAUAUGGGGAACCUUCAACUUGUUUCUCAGUAUUUGACAAUCCUUGGGAGUUUGGCACUCGCUCUGCAUGACACAGUACAAGCCAGAGAGAUAUUGAGAUCGUCUCUUACAUUGGCAAAGAAGCUUUCUGAUAUUCCAACUCAGAUCUGGGUGCUAUCUGUUUUGACAGCUUUGUAUCAACAGUUGGGUGAGAAAGGGAAUGAAAUGGAGAAUGAUGAAUAUCGAAUAAAGAAGUUAGAUGAUCUGCAAAAGAGACUUGCCGAUGCAUAUUCAUCCAUUCAUCACAUUGAAUUAAUUGACAAAGUAAAACUUGACGUUCAGCAAUUUAAUGAGCUUGACAUUAAGCGUGCAAUGGAAGGCCAAUCUAUGAGAGUCAAUCUUGAUAUUCCAGAGUCUAUUGGUCUAUCGACACCAUUACCCAUGCCAUCAUCAUCAAGGCUGGUUGAUUUGGACACUGGGAGACGUGGGAAGAGAAAAAUCUAGUUCCGUCUUUUCUCUUUUUUAAAUAGUUUUAUUUUGUUGGGGGUUUUGUAAAUUUUUUAAGGUUUAGAAAAAUUAAGCUUGAUUAAGGUUAGUUAGCGAGGAUAACCUUGUCAAUUAGGUUUGAUGCAGUGCAACACAAAGUCAAGAGAUCAAUAUUGUUCAUACCAACUUUGGAUGUAAAUCAAGCUUGGGGUAGGUUGUGUGUGAUAAAAAAGAGAGAAUUACGUUCAUAGAACUUCAAUUCAUAGAUUAUAGAAUAUAUUCCAUUUUAGCCAUAUAUGGCAUUCUUCA
Molecule: messenger RNA, 2556 nt
Organism: Pistacia vera
Lineage: Eukaryota; Viridiplantae; Streptophyta; Magnoliopsida; Sapindales; Anacardiaceae
Product: sister chromatid cohesion protein SCC4
Exons: 12
Coding region: 94-2265 (723 amino acids)
Biological process (GO): mitotic sister chromatid cohesion; maintenance of mitotic sister chromatid cohesion
Cellular component (GO): chromatin; SMC loading complex
Molecular function (GO): protein binding; double-stranded DNA binding
Source: RefSeq, a predicted model, not a curated record